AGAAAUCCUCAAGGAAUCUACCUCCAGAUUAGAGUGUGAAGUCGUCCAGGGCAGUCAUCAUGUGCACCUUAACAACCCUGAACGAGUGGCACCACUAAUUAACAAUUUCAUGCUCUCCUAAGGAAAAUGGUGGGGUCCACGCGACCGCCAGCCAGUGCUCGCCAUCCACGGUUGGCUGGACAACUCGAACACCUUCGACCCCCUCAUCGCGAUGCUCCCCGCCAACCUGCCUAUUUUAGCCAUCGACCUUCCUGGACACGGCCUUUCCUCUAUGUACCCAGUCGGAAUUUUCCACCACUCCACUGAAGAUAUCGUGGCAUUGCGAAGAGUAGUCAAGCACUUCCAAUGGAAAGAAAAGUUAAACCUGAUGGGUCACUCGCUUGGAAGCAUUUACUCAUUUGUAUACUCAUCACUCUUUCCCAAUGAAGUGAAUAAGUACAUUGGUUUCGACAAUAUCAAGAUCACCGCGAAUGAUAAUGACAAAUUUGUUCGCCAGUCAGGCCUCGAAAUUGAUAGAUUCCUAAAAUUCAUGGAAAAUCCUGAUUAUCGUCCUGAAUACACCUGGGACGUAAUUGUCGAAAGACAGAAGAAAGGUUCAAUGGAUUCCAUGACAAUAGAAUCGACAAAACUAUUACUUCAGAGAGGUGCAUACAAGUCAGCAAAGAAGGAAGGCUAUUUUGGUUUCCGCAGAGAUAUUCGACAAAUGGUAUCCGUGCACUCUCGCCUACCUCAGGAGCACAUAAGAGAAAUGGCUAGUCGUCUCAGAUGUGAGGUUUUGUACAUCAAAUUUAAAGGAGCUAAAUACUACGAAGACAAGAGAAAAGUGGAUGAAAUCGUAGAAAUCAUCAAGAAAAAUUCCAAAUAUUUUGAGUACCAUGAAGUCGAGGGCACACAUCAUGGACAUUUGAAUAAUCCAGAAAAUGUUGCGCCAAUAGUGGGCAAUUUUUUGAAAACUAUCUAGUUACUGUUUUUCUUGCCUCUGUUAAGAUUUUUUUGUUUCUACCUCUUUAACUUUCAAUACUAGUAUAAAUUUAUAUUAUAUUUUCAAGUAUUUUUUUUUUAAAUAUUUGUAGUGGUUGCGGAGCCGAGCUCCCAUUCCUUUUUCAUUUUUAGCCUAGGGUAUUGUUAUUCAUGAUUGUUAGAAAUUCGUUAAUGCAACAGAGAGAGAGAUUUUUAAUUUAAAUUAGUUUUCGCCGGACACACGAGCCAACAAGUCGCAUCUUAAGAGUUCCGAGCGUUUAAUUGUGAAGGACCCGGCUCAAUCGGGUAAAUUCUUUUCUAAUUUUAAAUUGUUCUUCAAGACAAAUCUCUUUAAAUUGUCAAUUCUAAGUCGUGUAUCAAUUUUGUUUAAAGGUCCUUGUAAACUGUUAGACUAAGUCGCCAAGUGACUGACGUUUAUAAACAGAAGAAUUCGUUGAAAA
Molecule: messenger RNA, 1421 nt
Organism: Cloeon dipterum
Lineage: Eukaryota; Metazoa; Arthropoda; Insecta; Ephemeroptera; Baetidae
Product: probable serine hydrolase
Exons: 2
Coding region: 212-961 (249 amino acids)
Source: RefSeq, a predicted model, not a curated record